Haliotis rubra (blacklip abalone) is the source of this 829-nucleotide messenger RNA. RefSeq names its product glyoxylate/hydroxypyruvate reductase A-like. Bases 226 to 711 code for a protein of 161 amino acids. The record is from RefSeq and is a predicted model, not a curated record. Lineage: Eukaryota; Metazoa; Mollusca; Gastropoda; Lepetellida; Haliotidae. Gene Ontology annotation, molecular function: NAD binding. The transcript is spliced from 6 exons.
GAUUCAGCCCGAAAUUCCUCUUCUCUCGAACUGGAGACGGCUAUGGUCAGCUUAUAGGGGAGUAUGUAAUGCGGCUCAUGUAAUAGCUCAUGAGAGAAGAUUCAAAGAAAUGUUCAAAGGCAAUGAGUCAAGAAUCUGGGAUCAAAAUACAAGUAUUUCCGGUCUUUGUCAAGUUUGACCAUUGGGGUGCUGGGUCUAGGCCAGAUUGGUACAGAAAUUUCCCGGAUGUGUAAGGCUAUGGGGAUGACUGUAUGGGGGAUGGCCACUGGCCAGAAGAAAACUUGUCCCUACAUUGACGAAUUCAGAUGUACAGAUGACCUCUCUGAUCUGCUGUCUCACUGUGACUACAUCUGCAACAUCCUCCCCAGCACACCACUCACCCGGAACCUUCUGUCUGGAGAGGUCCUUGCGUGUUGUGCCCAGAGGAAAAGUGUCCUCAUCAAUGUGGGUCGAGGUGACAUCAUAGACGAAGAUAGUCUCAUCAAUGCUCUUAACCAAGGCUGGCUCAGUGGAGCUGUACUGGACGUGUUUGCCAAAGAACCUCUUCCGGAAAGUAGUCCACUGUGGACUAUGCCGAACGUUACCAUCUCCCCGCAUGUCUCUGGUCCAAGUCAAAGCACACAGACAGCAGAAGGAUUUGUACAGAACUAUCAACUGUUUUGUGAGGGAAGCCCCAUAAAGUACCAGGUUGACUGGAAUAAAGGAUAUUGAUUUAAAUGAUUGCCAGGAAUCACCAGGAAUUUGGAAAUUUUUAAAUAUUAUAUAUAAGGAUAUAUUGUGUUUGUUUGGAUGUAAGGUGUAAAGAAGGAAAUUGUUCUUAAUAUUUUUA